GAUGGUCGCAGACGUAGGAGAAGAGAAGUUCCAAAAGUACCGGACAAUGGCAGAGGUGGUGGAGGAGCUAAAAACAACGGCGGACAUAGGCUUCCCUACAGCGGCCAUGAGCCUCGUGAACUAUCUCCGAAACAUGGUGAUGGUCGUGUGCAUGGGGAGAAUGGGAAGCCUCGAGCUCGCCGGCGGCGCAUUAGCGGUCGGCUUCACGAACAUCACCGGCUACUCGGUCCUCUCGGGCCUCGCGAUGGGCAUGGAGCCCCUCUGCAGCCAGGCCUUCGGCUCACAAAACUACGCCGUGGCAUUCCUCACCCUCCAGAGAACAGUCUUAAUCCUACUCUUCGCCUCCUUCCCUAUCGCUUUGCUUUGGUUCAACCUAGAGCCUUUGAUGCUAAUUCUCCGCCAAAACCAAGACAUAACAAGAAUAGCAAGCUUGUAUUGCAGAUUCGCCAUCCCGGAUCUUGUAGCUAACAGCCUUCUCCCCCCGCUGCGCAUUUUUCUCCGUAGCAAGGGCACAACUUGGCCUCUAAUGUGGUCCAAUUUACUAGCCAUGUUUUUCCACAUUCCAAUCACCAUUUUCUUGACCUUCAAACUCUCCCUUGGCGUCCAAGGAAUCGCCAUCUCAACUUUCCUCACAAAUUUCAUCACCCUCUUCUUUCUUUUAUUUUACCUCUACUUUAGUAGUUAUACCCCUAAGGAGCAGGAGGAUUAUUCUUGUAACAACAACAAUAAUUGGAUGAUCAAUACGCCAUUUUUUCCCAAGUCGUGGCCUAACAUUUUUUUGACCACCGCAACAAUAUGGGAAAAUUGGGGGGUUCUAAUUAGAUUAGCAAUACAGAGUUGUUUGGCCGUUUGUUUAGAGUGGUGGUGGUAUGAAUUCAUGACCAUUCUCGCCGGUUAUCUUCCUAAUCCCAAGGUUGCCCUAGCGACGUCAGCCAUUGUUAUACAAACCACGGCUCUCAUGUACACCUUGCCAUUCUCACUAAGUGCUUCUGUCUCGACCCGAAUAGGCAACGAGCUCGGCGCGGGCCGGCCCAACAAGGCUCGCCUUGCCGCCAUAGUGGCAGUAGGGUUAGCCCUAAUUACUUCACUAGUAGGGUUGUUGUGGACCACCCUAGGGAGAAAGCCUUGGGGGAGGGUUUUUACCCAAGAUCACGAGGUUUUGGAGCUGACUACGCUGGUUUUGCCCAUAAUUGGGGUUUGCGAGCUCGCGAAUUGCCCGCAGACGACGAGCUGCGGGAUUCUCCGAGGCACUGCUAGGCCCGGCAUAGGGGCCGCCAUUAACUUCUACGCUUUUUACCUCGUCGGAGCUCCGGUGGCUGUUGUUCUGGGGUUUGUCUGGAAACUAGGUUUUGUGGGGCUAUGUUAUGGUCUUCUCGCGGCUCAGAUCGCCUGCGUCGUGUCCAUACUAACUGUGGUGUACAAGACGGACUGGGAAAGAGAAUCGGCCAAGGCUAAAGAGUUGGUGGCAAGAGGACGUGAUCAUCAUGAUCAUCAUGUAUUUGACCAUGCAGACCAUAAGAAAGUGCUUAAAUGUUGUGAAGAGGGUGUCGCAUUUCUGAUCGACGAAAAUUAA
This is a messenger RNA of Morus notabilis, 1573 nucleotides long. RefSeq names its product protein DETOXIFICATION 55. NCBI's taxonomy places the organism in Eukaryota, Viridiplantae, Streptophyta, Magnoliopsida, Rosales, Moraceae. The record is from RefSeq and is a predicted model, not a curated record. The transcript is spliced from 2 exons. Gene Ontology annotation, cellular component: membrane. Gene Ontology annotation, biological process: xenobiotic detoxification by transmembrane export across the plasma membrane. The coding region runs from base 2 to 1573 and encodes 523 amino acids. Gene Ontology annotation, molecular function: antiporter activity; xenobiotic transmembrane transporter activity.